Penicillium macrosclerotiorum is the source of this 984-nucleotide messenger RNA. RefSeq names its product DNA-directed RNA polymerase I subunit RPA34. The record is from RefSeq and is a predicted model, not a curated record. Gene Ontology annotation, biological process: transcription by RNA polymerase I. The coding region runs from base 1 to 984 and encodes 327 amino acids. NCBI's taxonomy places the organism in Eukaryota, Fungi, Ascomycota, Eurotiomycetes, Eurotiales, Aspergillaceae. The transcript has 2 exons.
AUGGCUGUCGCAUCUUCUUCCUCGAGCGACAGCAGCUCGAGCCGGUCGACCUCUCCUGAGCCAGCAAAUAAUCAGAAGCAGAAGGUUAAGGCAGUCACCAAGGCCAAGGAUGAGAUUGAAGAAGAGUCUUCGGGCUCGUCAGACUCAGAGUCGGGUUCCGAGUCCGGUUCAGAGUCCGGCAGUGAAUCUGGAAAUUCCGAUGAAAUGGAUACUAGCGAGGAUGCUACCGAAGAUCAGUCUCCAACCAAAAAGAUCAAAAUUCCCGGCCCGCAACAAUACAAGCCACCUGCGGGCUUCAAGUCCGCCAAGAAGCAUACGCCCUCGUCCUCCUCCUCAAUUCUCUCCAACUUGCGUGGCAAGCAAGUCAUCCACAUCACCGCUCCGUCUUUCCUCCCGCUGUCCAAGGUCAAAGAGAUCUCCAUGGGCAAGAUCUUGAAGGGUGAGCCAAUCCUCACAUAUGAGGGCAAGAAGUACGGAAUUCCGGCCGAUUCUAUGAACGAAGACGACCCUGAAGGCAAAACGCUACUUGUGUACGAUGAGGGUUCUCAGACAUACCGCAACAAGGCCGAGCACAUCCCCAGCUAUCAGAUCCAGGAAUUUAUUGGUCUGGCAGCAGAAAUUGCGCCCAAUGAUUCCGCGAUUGAGAAGCUGCGAAGCACCGUCAAGCCACCCCGACCUCAACCCAAGAACCUGAAAAUGCGCUUCCGACCAGUUGGCAGCCUGCCCAGUGGCCCGGAAACCCUGGGUUCUAGCUCAGAGUCUGAAUCAGAGGAGCCAUCAUUUAAGGUCCCUCCCAACGAGAAAGAGAGAAAGAGAAAGCAUCACCAUACUGAGGCCGAGACUACGCAAAUAGUCAGCGAGCCCCGGAAGAAAUCCAAGAAGCACUCGUCGCAAGAUAAUGAAGAGGAGCGCAGCACGAAGAAGUCAAAGAAGUCGCACAAGGACCGCGAGGAGAAGAAGCGGAAAAAGUCUGAAAAAGCAUGA